Arabidopsis thaliana (thale cress) is the source of this 1186-nucleotide messenger RNA. RefSeq names its product gamma carbonic anhydrase like 1 (gene GAMMA CAL1). The transcript is spliced from 3 exons. The record is from RefSeq and is marked reviewed. Gene Ontology annotation, biological process: photorespiration; response to abscisic acid; response to salt stress. The coding region runs from base 88 to 927 and encodes 279 amino acids. NCBI's taxonomy places the organism in Eukaryota, Viridiplantae, Streptophyta, Magnoliopsida, Brassicales, Brassicaceae. Gene Ontology annotation, cellular component: respiratory chain complex I; mitochondrial membrane.
CUCGUUUAAUUUCAGGUGAAUCUUUCGACGACCACUCUCUCUCUUUUCCUCUUUGCAAAUCCUUGAAGAAAUCCAAAAUCCAUAGCAAUGGCGACUUCGAUAGCUCGAUUGUCUCGGAGAGGAGUCACUUCUAACCUGAUCCGUCGUUGCUUCGCUGCGGAAGCGGCGUUGGCGAGGAAGACAGAGUUACCUAAACCGCAAUUCACGGUGUCGCCGUCGACGGAUCGUGUGAAAUGGGACUACAGAGGCCAACGACAGAUCAUUCCUUUGGGACAGUGGCUUCCGAAGGUAGCCGUUGAUGCUUACGUGGCACCCAACGUUGUGCUGGCUGGUCAGGUCACAGUCUGGGACGGCUCGUCUGUUUGGAACGGUGCCGUUUUGCGCGGCGAUCUCAACAAAAUCACUGUUGGAUUCUGCUCGAAUGUACAGGAACGGUGUGUUGUUCAUGCCGCCUGGUCUUCCCCAACAGUGGGAUGCAAUGGUGAUAAAGCUGUAUCACAUGGAUGUGAACUUGUUUUUGCUCCAAGGUUUAGACAAGGGAAGUUUUCAAGAUUACCAGCAGCGACAAUAAUCGACAGGUAUGUGACAGUAGGUGCCUACAGUCUUCUGAGAUCAUGUACCAUCGAACCAGAGUGCAUCAUCGGUCAACACUCAAUACUAAUGGAAGGCUCACUGGUUGAGACCCGGUCAAUCUUGGAAGCGGGUUCAGUUGUGCCGCCAGGAAGAAGGAUCCCAUCAGGUGAACUAUGGGGAGGCAAUCCAGCAAGAUUCAUUAGAACCCUAACCAACGAAGAAACCCUAGAGAUCCCAAAACUCGCUGUAGCCAUCAACCACUUAAGCGGAGAUUACUUCUCUGAGUUCCUACCUUACUCAACUGUCUACUUAGAGGUAGAGAAGUUCAAGAAGUCCCUUGGGAUCGCCGUUUAGAAGCUUCAUCUUUUUCGUGAUUCACUUUCAUGUGUUUAUCUAUCAUAUGAGGUCUUUCUCUCUGCAUAUUGCAAUAAGUAGCUGAUGAACAUCAAAACAAGUCCGGCUCUCUUUUUUGGUUCUAAAACGUUUGUCAUUUCGUUUUUUGGGUUCUUUGUAAAAUUCCAUUUAAAACUGAUUUUGGCUGAAUAUUGUCUGAAUGAUAAUGGCGACGACUUCUGGUUUUGUUGUUGUGAGCAAUUAAACAAAACAAAUAACU